Lycium ferocissimum is the source of this 628-nucleotide messenger RNA. RefSeq names its product large ribosomal subunit protein eL42. The transcript is spliced from 4 exons. NCBI's taxonomy places the organism in Eukaryota, Viridiplantae, Streptophyta, Magnoliopsida, Solanales, Solanaceae. The coding region runs from base 144 to 461 and encodes 105 amino acids. Gene Ontology annotation, molecular function: structural constituent of ribosome. Gene Ontology annotation, biological process: translation. The record is from RefSeq and is a predicted model, not a curated record. Gene Ontology annotation, cellular component: cytosolic large ribosomal subunit; ribosome.
UAAAGGCAGCCCAUAAGGCCAUAAACUGUAAUUAUCUUUUGUCCAGCAAAAGCCCUAGCUAUAUAAACCUGAUUUCUUCUUCCCUCAUUUUGUAGGGUUUCUGGUCGCCAUUACAGCAAAGUUCCUUUCCACCAAUCACUACAAUGGUGAACGUUCCAAAAACUAAGAAGACUUACUGCAAGUCAAAGGAUUGCAAAAAGCACACCCUGCAUAAGGUUACACAGUACAAGAAAGGAAAAGAUAGCUUAGCAGCUCAAGGGAAGCGUCGUUAUGAUCGCAAGCAGUCUGGUUAUGGUGGUCAGACAAAACCAGUCUUCCACAAGAAGGCCAAAACUACCAAGAAGAUUGUGCUAAGGCUGCAAUGCCAGGGUUGCAAACAUGUGUCACAGCACCCAAUCAAGAGAUGCAAGCACUUUGAAAUUGGUGGAGAUAAGAAGGGAAAGGGAACUUCUCUCUUUUAAGUGGAGAAUUCAGGGAGGUGGUGUCGUUCAUUUUUGUAUCGUGUUGUCCUUUUUUCUCAAGUGAUGUAGCUCAACAACAGCGUUUCUUUUGCUUGAUGAACAACUUACGUCUAUCGCAAAAUACUUUCAUUUUGAGUUUUAAAUUAAGAUCUCAGCUGUUAUUUUUA